Penicillium subrubescens is the source of this 1874-nucleotide messenger RNA. Its product is annotated as N amino acid transport system protein. Gene Ontology annotation, molecular function: amino acid transmembrane transporter activity. NCBI's taxonomy places the organism in Eukaryota, Fungi, Ascomycota, Eurotiomycetes, Eurotiales, Aspergillaceae. The record is from RefSeq and is a predicted model, not a curated record. Gene Ontology annotation, cellular component: vacuolar membrane. The transcript has 2 exons. The coding region runs from base 207 to 1625 and encodes 472 amino acids. Gene Ontology annotation, biological process: amino acid transmembrane transport.
CCAGGCCACCUGGAUGAUGAUUCCCCAGAGAUAACGCCGGAUCCGAGCGCAAAAGUCUCUGGCUGGCUCCAUUUCCUUUAAUACCAGCACCAUGGCCUCGUUACUUCGCCUUUGACCUCUCUACUUUUUUUUCUCAUCCGGUCAAUCCGACAAAUUCUCCCUCCUCCCUCCCCUUCGCCCCUUCUUCAAGUCCCAUUUCUGGCAAGAUGGGCUUCGACGAUGUCUCUAGUGGACCUGACUCCAGCAAGAUCAUGGAGUCAGACGGCGACAAGAAGGUCUACGCGGCCGCCCCACCGCCAUUCGAGAAGGAUAUCGUCGGUGAGAUGAGCGAGGCCGAACGUCAUAUCUAUGAUCACGGUAUCAAGAAGUUCAGUCGUCUCGGUUGGAAACGACUCACCGUGGUUCUCAUUGUCGAGGCCAUCGCCCUCGGAAGUUUGUCUAUUCCCUCGACCUUUGCCGCCCUGGGCAUGGUUGCUGGUGUGAUUUCUUGCGUGGGCCUCGGCUUGGUGGCCAUCUAUACCAGUUAUAUCGUUGGCCAGGUCAAGCUGGCUUACCCCGAGGUUGCCAACUACGCUGAUGCAGGUCGUCUGAUGUGGGGUCGCUUCGGCUAUGAACUCAUCAACUUGAUGCUUGCACUGCAGUUGAUCUUCUUGACCGGAUCUCACUGCCUGACGGGAACGAUUGCUUUCCAGAACAUCACCGAAAGUGGUAUCUGCUCCGUCAUCUUUGGCGUGGUGUCCGCGAUCAUCCUGCUUUUGCUGGCCAUCCCGCCUAGUUUCACCGAGGUCGCUAUUCUUGGCUACGUGGAUUUUGCGUCAAUUGUUUUCGCUAUCGGUAUUACGAUUAUUGGCACCGGAGUUCAGGCGACGAAUGCCCCUGGUGGCCUUGCUGCUGUGGACUGGUCCGCCUGGCCUAAGCCCGGCCUGACCUUCACCGAGGCGUUCAUUGCCAUUUCCAACAUCAUUUUCGCCUACAGCUUCGCCAUGUGCCAGUUCUCAUUCAUGGAUGAGAUGCACACCCCGAGUGAUUUCCCCAAGUCGAUCUGGACCCUUGGUAUCACCGAGAUUAUCAUCUACACCGUGACCGGUGCGACGAUCUACGCGUUCGUUGGACAGGACGUGCAGAGCCCGGCGCUCCUCUCCGCAGGAAGUACUCUCAGUCGCGUGGCCUUUGGCGUGGCCUUGCCCGUCAUCUUUAUCAGUGGUUCGAUCAACACGGUGGUUUUUGGACGGUUGGUUCACGGUCGGAUCUUUGCCAACUCCCCGAUUCGCUUCAUCAACACUAAGAUGGGUUGGAUCACAUGGCUGGGCGUCAUCGCCGCGGCCACAAUUAUCGCCUUCAUCAUUGCGGAGGUGAUUCCGUUCUUCAGCGAUCUGCUCUCGAUCUCGUCCGCUCUGUUCAUCUCGGGCUUCAGCUUCUACUUCCCCUCCCUGAUGUGGUUCCUCCUGAUCCGUAAGGGCAGCUGGACCGAGCCCCAGAACCUGAUCCUGGCCAUCAUCAAUGCCUUUAUCGGGUUGAUUGGUUUGAUCAUUUUGGUCGCCGGUACCUAUUCGAGUAUCGAUGAUAUUAUCAUCAACUACAGGACCGGCUCCGUGAAGGGUGUUUUCACUUGUGGUGCCGUGUAGUGAGCGAAUGAGGGCAGGCUCCUCAUAAUACUUUUUCUGUCCAUGUUGUCCUGGUGGGCCUGCGUGAUCCUCCUGGAAGAGGCUGGCAUGUGGCAGGUCUGUCAUGGGUAUGAACUCGGUAGACGAGGGGAUAUACGGCGCAGAAUCUGAUUUGCAUUGUCACGAUAGACGUCCGAGUCUGGGAUUCAACCAAACCGGAUUUGUACAUAUACAUACUACAUUUAUAUCUUCAUGGAACUUCCAUCGACC